UUUGCAUUAACUUGCGCAUUUGAUCCAUGUUAAUGCAAAUUAGUAAUGCAGAAAAGUUUCGUGCAUUUAACUGAAUUUACCAAAUUUGAGUAGACGAUUUUUGCUAUUGUGAAUGAUGAUUGAUUAAAAGAAGAAGAUAAAAACGUAAAUAGUAGAUUUAAGGAAAGCAUCAGAGAUGGCAGGAAAUAAACAACGCAAAGCUUGGAUGAACAGCGACGAAAGUGUUUUGAUUGAUUUGUGGCGUGAACGAGCCAGAGAUUUGCGACGUGUUAAGCGCAAUUCGCAUAUCUAUGCUGAUAUAUCUGUGCAAAUGGCACAUAAAUUUACACCAAAAGAAGUGCAUGUUAAAAUACGGAAUCUUAGACAAAAAUAUAGAGAGGAAAGGAAAAAAGUUGGGCCCUCGGGGGGCGGCCCAUCGGGGUGGAAACUUUUUGAUGCCGUCCAUCAAAUAAUCGAACUGGAGGCAGCCAAUGUUACAGAAACCUAUGAAUCGUUUACUGUGUCAUCUAUACCUACAGCAUCACCAGUAGCAAUAUCAUCUGCAGUACCGGUAUCUGAACUGCUGUGUGUACCAGAAAUAGCAUCGAUCAGCUCGCCAUCACUGUCGCCACUGGAUAGCUCAAUAUCAGCAGCUGGUACAUCUAGAAAGAGGAACUAUAAGGGUGAAAUACUAAAAGUGGCAAAAGAGCAAAAUGAAUUACUGAAAACGGUGGUAGAGGAUGGCAAAAAAUUAACUGAAAGAGUUGUUAAUGCCAUCGAACUACAAAGUAACAACACCAAAGAGUUCAUGGACAUUAUGAAAAGUCUUUUACAAAAAAUGUUAAAAAAUAAAAUAAAAUUAAAAAAUUAAAAAUAAAUGUUAUGUUCUCAAAUAUUGUAUAUGAAUCAUUAUUUCUUGCUGUGGUUCCUAUGUUUAUGAACAUAAACUUUGAUCUGAAAGUAAUAAAAAAAAUAUAAACACAUGUAUAUAAAAAUCAAUGUAGUCACAAGUUUACCUGUGAUCACAGCUUGCCAACAAAAUAAUCGAAUACCAUCCUUUAUAAUUGUAGUAAUCUAUGGCUUCGUCUUUUUUGAGCUGCACUUCGAUGUGGCAACCCUCUAAUGCACCGAAGCAAUGCAAUGCAAUCCGCAAGACUAUCACAAACUGCAUGGCAAAAAUCCAUCACAUUUUCGCCAACUGUGCUGCGCCCAACUCCAUACAAGCUAGCAACGGUCCUAUAUACUCGGCUGACGAACCCAAUGCAAAUAGUGCUUUAGCUACACUUUUAUCAAGUGGGAUACAGCGCCUAAUGUUGCUAUACAUGUUUCCCAAUAUUCUUAACUUGUUCGGACUCUUUUUUGAAAGCCUUCUAUACAGGCGAAAGUUUUCCUUGGACUUUGAUUCAUCCAUUGCAGGGAUAUCGUGCGCCCAAAAUUUACCACUUCCGUCCUUAAAAAACACCUUAAAAACCUUACAAUCAAGUAUUGCUUUUAAUUUUACUCCAUUAUCUUUUAUUGCAUUUUUAUUUCAUUUAAAAAAAUAAACGAAUUUCAGAAUCAGCUGUUUAAAAGCACAAGUCUACCGUCUGUCACCAUAAAAUUUUAAUGUGCAUUAGCAUUUCUUAAUGCGAAUUAUUUUUACUCGUCUGUCAAGGCUAUAAGAAGUUGCGCUAGGGCAUAAUCAAUCAAUUGCAUACACUUGUACUUUUUUAUAAAUAUUGCAGCAUUUUAUAGAUAAUAAUUUAGUCUUGACCGUUAGUACCAAAAUUUGUAACAAUAAUAAUCACCGUUACUUGCAAUUAGAGUGAAUGAUCCAUAAAAUACACUAAGGAUAUUUAAGUACAAUAUGUACACAUGUAAAUGUUAUUGUUUGUACAUACAUAUGUAUAUGUAUAAUGAAGUGUAUUUUGAAUGUGAUUUGAGCGUUCCUCUUUCCUUAGCGUUUUUCGUAUUUUGUUUUUGUUUCUAUUUUCGUCUGUUGUAGUUUGUUUUUAUUUUGCAAAUAGCUUGGAUACCCUGAGGAGCCGAGCUGCGGAGUGAGUGCAUCUCCACUGAAAUAUUAACCCCCCCACAAAUACGCUGAUAAACCCAUAUAUCUCACUUGUUUACAUACAUAUUACAUGUGUAUGUAUAUACGAUACUAUAGAUAUGUAUAUACAUAGGUACAUAUGGCUUUUGUCAUUCUGUUAUUUUGUUGAUAUAUCGGCUUGACGUUAAGUUGGCACGCCACCCACUCUUUAUCUGCUCUCUUUCACCCAGUUUGUUUUGCAAUAAAAAUGUGUGUGCCUCUCGGAAAUUCUCCACAUUUUUGCUCUCUUCAUAUUUUUGCGCUCCGAGUAAAUGCUGUAAUAUAAAAUACUUUGUAUAUAGAUUUGUAUGGUUAUAGCUAAGUAAAUACUUACUAUAUCUCUACAUAAGUUAUCGCGUAUAUGACUUUGUAUAUACUUUUGAAUGUAUGUAUGUAUGUAUGUAUGUGAAUAUACGACAGGGGUAGUGUUUUGCUUUUUGUUGUUUUAAAUACUUGUUUCUGUUUCUAAAUAUACAAUCCGCAGCUAUGCACGAUUUAUAAACGAAUCUAAAAAUAGAACGGCAGGUCACGGCCUAUUCAAACACCCAACGAGCUAUGUACUUGCACAUACAUACACACUUACAUAUGUACAUGCAUAAGUACGCAGAUAAAUACAAAUAUACUUACAUGGUAUAUCGAAUACUGCUUUUUUACAUUUAUUUGCUCUUCGACUUAAUUCAAUUUCACUUUGCACAGCCACAGACUGUAAUGCUGAUAAGUAAAAUAGAAAUAAAUAUUUAUAAUGUGAGAGCUAAAAUUGUUCACUUAAAUCGCAGAUGUUUUCUUGUAGAGCCGACCAAUGGCACAAGGAAAUAAAUAAGUUCAGAGGCCUCAGAGGUAUUUUCAUUUUUACAAACUACGUGUAUACAUAUACAUACAUACAUAUGUAUGUACAUAUACAUAUCUAUGUAUGUGUAUAUGAAUUAUACAUCAUUAAUGAGCCAAUAUUCCAAGAAUCUGUCAAUUAAUGUGAAAUAACUACACACAUCCCUACAAACUGAUAUCUAUAAAUGUAAAUAAUUAAUUAAUCUUCGUAUAUACACUUUAUCUACAUACAUAUAAACAUAGUUUGAACCUACAUACAUACAUCAAUAUACAUAUGUACAUAUGUACUUCUUAUGGUAGAUAGCCCCUGUUAUCCUUUACGUAUUUGAAUCAGCAAAGUGUUUUUAAUGGAACAUUUUUUAACACUUUGUCAUCCUUAAAAUAUAAGAGAAGAAAGAUAAAGAUUCCACAGAGUUUUAUCAAACAGUAUAUAUGUAUGUACAGAUGUACAUAUGUAAAGAGUUUUUCAAUAAGAGUGCUUCACAAGUUUUUUUAUUAAUAAAACAAAAAUGGUUCUUUAUGCCUGUGGAAGUAUAUUCGAUGUCAUUAUGUGUGGAACUCGAAUUAUUUUGCAUGACCAACAUGGGCACGCUUGGAGAAGUCCAGGCGCUGAACACAAUUUUCGACGGGUUUGAAGCAUAAAUAUGCCGAUACUGUUGCAAUUUCACGUCUGAUAUUCGUUCGAAAUUCAUCAAUCGUCGCUGGCUUGUUGGCAUAGACCAUAGACUUGACGUAGCCCCACAGGAAAUAGUCUAACGGCGUCAAAUCGCACGACCGAGGCGGCCAAUUGAUUGGGCCAUUUCGUGAGAUAACACAUUCACCAAACUUGGUUUUCAAUAAAUCGAUUGUGACAUUCGCUGUGUGGCUUGUGGCACAGUCUGUUGGAACCACAUAUUGUCCAAAUCCAUAUCAUCCAAUUAGAGCCAAAAAUAUUCGGUUAUCAUUGAGCGGUAGCAAUUCCCCUUCAUAGUAACGUGACAGUCUUGAUCAUCGCGGAAGAAGUACGGCCCAAUGACGCCGCCGGCCCGUUAAUCACACCAAACCGUAGUUCUUUUGGGAUACAAUAUUGACUCUUAGAGUACGUACGAAUGUACUUUCACAUGAAUAAAUAAUUUCAUUGAUAUCGCAAACAGUUUUUGUUUUAUAAAAAAAAAAACAAAAAAAAAAAACUUUUGUAUCACUCUUCUUGAAAAAGCCGUUCUUAAAGUUGAGGCCUUUGACUCCGAAUUCCGGUCAAGAGCGAGAAAAAAUAUGGCAUCGUUUGCUGUCCCUACCGGUCUACUUUUGUAGCGUCCCUAUUGAAAAAUACGUUAUAAACUAUGUAGUAUAAACCUGAAGUAGUCCCUUAGUUUUUGAGAUAUCGAUCUGAAGUAUUUGCACACGCUCUUUCCCUCCAAGAAGCUGCUCAUUUGUCGAAAUCACAGAUAUCGGACAUUAUGGCAUCAGUAGGUCACCUUCGAGUGUAUGGUAAAAGCUUCUCUAGAAAAUCAUUCGACGAUCUUCAUCUUCUUAAACUUAUUGGUCCCUCCAAAGAAUAGAUGCUUGACCACAAUAAAUUUGUAUAUGCAAAUAAAGAAAUUACGCAAAAUUUACUGGAGGGAUUUCUGCCAGAGUGAAAACAAAUCAUCUGGAGUUGUUAGUUCUGUUUUUUCUUGCAGUUGUUAUUUCAUUAAAACUACAAACUCUUUUAAAAAUCUCUAAUUAUUUGCUAAGGCUCGAUACUCUGGCAAAUUCUUCUCUUCGUCAGCAAAAGUUUAUUUUUUCUACUUAUUCAUUUCCAUAGCAGUUUCUUUCCUGAGUCCGCUGAAAAUAAGAUUUUUUAAAUAAAAACAAAAAAUUAACGCGUUUUAUUUACACUUUCUACCAAACAAUUAAUUUAUUCUUAAAUACAAAUUGAAACAGCUGAUCGCCGCUUUAACAACUAACAGAAAAUUUCUCAAAAUAUUACAAACCGUUAUUUUGUUUCAAAUAUCGUUACCUGUAUAAAUGGGAAACAACGAAAUAAACGUGACCUCUGUCGACCAAAAACCCGAUUUCAAUACCGGUUUAAUAGCCUCAAUUCGAAAUGACUGUCUAUUUCGCCGAAGUUUUUAUGACACAGAAGUUUAUUUCUGAAUCGAAUUCUAAAUUUAAAUUAAUACACAUUUCUGUUAAAAGUACAUAUAGACAUAUGUACAUAUGUAUAUACAUAUAUGAACAUUACAUAUGUAUAUGAUAUAGAUACAUGUUUCAUAUAAGAUCUAUGACAAUUUAAUAGACAGGGAAGCACUGUGAGGUUCAUAAAGCCUGUUAGUUAUAUGGGGCCUAGGACGAGUAUUCACCCGAUUUUAUCUAUGUUAGCACAAACAUGCACUUUUAUAAGGAAAACAUGGUCUCUCAAUUUUAUUAAGACAUCUCACGUAUUGGCCGAUAUAUGCGUUAUAAAGUCACUCGGAAGUUCGAAGAUCUUUAUAUUAGGUAUAUGGGGGCUAAGAAAAGUAUUGCCCCGGUUCAACCCAUUUAUACCCACAAAGAUAUUUUUAUCAGGAGAGAAUUUUUUCUAAAAUUGAAUAGUGUUUCCCAUGGAUAAAAGUCAGCUAUUGGUACCGGGGCUCGCAUAUUCGUUAGCUAGGUUUUAAUUUGGUCAUAAGGUAGCAUACUUUAAAGGAAUUAUUAGUGUAAAGUUUUAUCCAGCAAUAUCAAUUGCUUCUUGAUUUGUGUACUGGAAAGUGAAAGAAUCAAGUGAAAUUUAGAACUGUGUUAUAUGAGAAGUUGGCUGUAGUCCGAUUUCGCUCAUUUUUAGACUGUAACAUAAAAGGUGAGAAUAAUGUCAGAUACCGAAUUCAGUCGAAAUCGUUCUGUCGGGUCCCGAGAUAUUCGAAUUUACCUAAAAGAGGGUGGUGCUACGUCGUCCAAUUUUUACCCCGGCUCCGAUAAAGCUUUCUCAUACCUCGAGUGUAAAAUUUAAUGUUUCUGGCGUAUUUAGUUAUUAAUUUAUCGCAAUUU
Bactrocera dorsalis (oriental fruit fly) is the source of this 5857-nucleotide messenger RNA. RefSeq lists its product as uncharacterized. Gene Ontology annotation, biological process: positive regulation of DNA-templated transcription. The transcript has 4 exons. Bases 176 to 850 code for a protein of 224 amino acids. Gene Ontology annotation, cellular component: nuclear body. The record is from RefSeq and is a predicted model, not a curated record. NCBI's taxonomy places the organism in Eukaryota, Metazoa, Arthropoda, Insecta, Diptera, Tephritidae.